Opisthocomus hoazin is the source of this 1572-nucleotide messenger RNA. The record is from RefSeq and is a predicted model, not a curated record. NCBI's taxonomy places the organism in Eukaryota, Metazoa, Chordata, Aves, Opisthocomiformes, Opisthocomidae.
AUGGUGGUGAAGAUUUUGUGCCACGAGUUACUGGUGCAGGUGUGUGACCUCCUGAGGCUGAAGGACUGUCACCUCUUCGGGCUCAGCGUCAUCCAGAACAAUGAGCACGUGUACAUGGACCUGGCCCAGAAACUCUACAAGUACUGCCCCAAGGAGUGGAAGAAGGAGGCCAGCAAGGUCAGCGACAAUGAGCACGUGUACAUGGACCUGGCCCAGAAACUCUACAAGUACUGCCCCAAGGAGUGGAAGAAGGAGGCCAGCAAGGUCAGCGAGCUUCGCACCGGGGGGAAAGUGCUGGGGUUGUCUCCCACGCCCCGGGCUGCAAGCGACCGGACCGCACGCUACUACUACUACUGGCACCUGCGGAAGCAAGUGCUGCACUCCCAGUGCGUGCUGCGCGAGGAAGCCUAUUUCCUCCUCACCGCCUUCGCCCUCCAAGCCGACCUGGGCGACUUCAAGCGCAACAAGCACUACGGGAAGUACUUCGAGCCCGAAGCCUAUUUCCCCGCCUGGGUGGUUGCGAAGAGGGGCAAAGACUACAUCCUGAAGCACGUCCCCAACAUGCACAAGGACCAGUUUGCCCUGACGGCCUCCGAAGCCCAUCUCAAGUACAUCAAGGAGGCCGUCCGGCUGGACGACGUGGCUGUGCACUACUACAGGUUGUACAAGGACAAAAGGGAGGUGGAAGCCUCCCUGACGCUGGGGCUGACGACGCGGGGCAUCCAGAUCUUCCAGAACUUGGACGAAGAAAAGCAGCUGCUCUACGACUUCCCCUGGACAAACGUGGGGAAACUGGUGUUCGUGGGUAAGAAGUUUGAGAUCCUGCCGGACGGGCUGCCCUCGGCCAGGAAGCUCAUCUACUACACGGGCUGCCCGCUGCGCUCCCGCCACCUCCUGCAGCUGCUCAGCAGCAGCCACCGCCUCUACAUGAACCUGCAGCCCGUCCUGCGCCAGGUCCGCAGGCUGGAGGAGAAUGAGGGUAGCCCCAUGCCCAGCCACGGCAGCUCCCACACCUCCGGGGUGGAGAGCGGUGGGAAGGACCGGCUGGAGGAGGACUCCCAAGAUGAUGAAAUCGAGAUGCUGGUGGAUGACCCCCGGGAGCUGGAGCAGGCUGGUGAGAUGGAGGUGAGCCCCGACAUGUGCGUCUACAUCACAGAGGACAUGCUGCUGUCGCGCAAGUACAACGGGCACUCAGGGCUUAUCGUGAAAGAGAUCAGCUCCUCCACCUCCAGCUCCUCGGAGACGGUGGUGAAGCUGCGGGGGCAGAGCACCGACUCCUUACCCCAGACAACGUGCAGGAAACCGAAGACGUCAACGGACCGGCACAGCCUGAGCCUGGAUGACAUUCGGCUCUACCAGAAGGACUUCUUGCAGUUGGCCAACCUCUGCCAGGACACGGCCCAGAGCUACACCUUCGGCUGCGCCCACGGGCUGGAGGAGGAAGGGCUCUACUGCAAUGGCUGCUUGGCCCAGCAGUGCGUCAACAUCCAGGAGACCUUCCCCGUCAAAAGAACCAGCAAAUACUUCUCCUUGGAUCUCACCCACGACGAAGUCCCCGAGUUCGUCGUCUGA